Messenger RNA from Prosopis cineraria, 2439 nucleotides. RefSeq names its product urea-proton symporter DUR3-like. The record is from RefSeq and is a predicted model, not a curated record. Gene Ontology annotation, biological process: urea transmembrane transport. Gene Ontology annotation, molecular function: urea transmembrane transporter activity. NCBI's taxonomy places the organism in Eukaryota, Viridiplantae, Streptophyta, Magnoliopsida, Fabales, Fabaceae. Gene Ontology annotation, cellular component: plasma membrane.
CCAAGAAACGGAGGCUAGGGAAGAUUCAGUUGCAAUUCUCUAGGGCAAAGCAGGACCUUCUUGUACCCUCCACCUUCUUCCCUCAUGGCUUCUCAAUCACAGUGUCCACCUUUUGAAUUCUCUGCAAAUUAUUAUCAUGUUUCUGAAAACGGAGGGGACUGUGUGAGGCAGAGCAGUUUCUUUGAAGGCAAACCUGUGCUUAAUCAGGGAGUUGGAUACUCUGUCAUUCUUGGUUUUGGUGCUUUCUUCGCUAUCUUCACCUCUUUCUUGGUAUGGCUAGAGAAGCGAUAUGUUGGGUCCCGCCAUACUUCUGAAUGGUUCAAUACUGCAGGAAGAAGUGUUAAAACUGGACUGAUUGCUAGUGUAAUUGUGUCUCAGUGGACAUGGGCCGCGACAAUCCUGCAAAGUUCAAACGUUGCUUGGGAGUAUGGAAUUAGUGGACCUUUCUGGUAUGCUAGUGGAGCUACAAUCCAGGUGCUGUUGUUUGGAAUCAUGGCCAUAGAGAUUAAGAGAAAAGCUCCUCAUGCUCAUACUGUUUGUGAAAUUGUCAAAGCUCGAUGGGGAACAGCUGCACACAUUGUAUUCCUCAUUUUUUGCUUCUUGACAAACAUAAUUGUAACAGCCAUGUUACUUCUCGGCGGCUCUGCUGUUGUAAAUGCUUUGACUGGUGUUAACAUUUAUGCUGCUAGCUUCCUAAUACCACUUGGAGUAAUUGUCUAUACUCUAGCUGGAGGCCUCAAAGCCACGUUCUUGGCAAGCUAUAUACAUUCUGUCAUAGUUCAUAUUGUUUUGGUCAUAUUUGUGUACCUUGUCUAUACGGCAAGCAAUGACCUUGGCAGCCCCAGUGUCAUCUACAACCGUUUGCUAGAGGUUGCAAGCAGAUCAAGAACAUGUCAGGAGCCCAUGUCACACCAUGGCCAAUCAUGUGGUCCUGUUCAAGGGAAUUACAAAGGAUCUUAUUUGACAAUGCUGAGUUCAGGUGGUUUGGUUUUUGGGAUUAUAAAUAUUGUUGGCAACUUUGGCACUGUCUUUGUGGAUAAUGGAUAUUGGGUGAGUGCCAUUGCUGCAAGACCUUCAUCAACUCACAAGGGCUAUUUGUUGGGAGGGUUGGUCUGGUUUGCUGUGCCAUUUUCUUUGGCCACUUCAUUGGGUCUGGGAGCCCUAGCCCUUGAUUUGCCGAUAACAAGCGAGGCUGGUCAUGGACUAGUUCCCCCUGCUACUGCAGUGGCUUUAAUGGGAAAAGGAGGAUCUAUUCUUCUUCUUACAAUGCUUUUUAUGGCAGUGACUUCAGCUGGCUCAUCAGAACUAAUUGCAGUGUCCUCUCUAUGCACAUAUGAUAUCUACUGUGCUUACAUAAAUCCCAAUGCAAGUGGAAAGAAAAUCUUAAAAGUGUCAAGAGGGGUAGUCCUGGGUUUUGGGUGUUUCAUGGGAUUGUUAGCAGUUAUACUAAACAAAGCUGGUGUUUCUCUGGGUUGGAUGUACCUUGCCAUGGGAGUUCUGAUUGGUUCAGCAGUCCUUCCCAUUGCUUUUAUGCUUCUAUGGAGAAGAGCAAAUGCAAUUGGGGCCAUCCUUGGAACAGUUGUUGGUUGUGUCCUAGGAAUCAUCACAUGGUUGUCUGUUACAAAGAUUGAGUAUGGCUCAGUAAACCUCGAUACAACCGGUAGAAAUGCGCCUAUGCUAGCUGGAAACCUAGUCUCAAUCCUAACUGGAGGAGCAAUUCAUGCAAUCAGCAGCAUGUUAUGGCCUCAGAACUAUGACUGGACUACCACUAGACAAAUUACAAUUGUUGAGAAGGAAAAAACUGAUCUUCCAGCAGAAGAGUUCAGAGAAGAGAAGCUGUUAAUGGCCAAAGCAUGGAUAGUGAGGUGGGGCAUAGGCUUCACUGUUUUGAUAGCUAUAAUAUGGCCUAUCCUCUCCCUCCCAGCAGGGCAGUUUAGUGAGGGGUACUUCUAUUUCUGGGCUGUGAUUUCUAUAGGUUGGGGAACCAUUGGUUCUGCAGUGAUAAUAGCUUUGCCACUGAUAGAGAGUUGGGAAACCAUCCACACUGUGAUUCUGGGAAUGUUUACAAAUGACAGAAUCAUGGAGAAAAUGGAGGAGUUGAAUUUGAAGCUGCAGACAAUCAUACAGGCAAUCCCAGAAGCAGAGAGACUUUACUUGCUUGAGAAGGAGAAAGCCAAGAAAGCAGAGGCCUCAGCGCAACAAGCUUGUUCUCUUCCUGCUUGAAAUUCUCUGGGACAAAUAGAACCUCUGAAAGAUGUAGCUGCAAGAAUAAUGGAAAUGUAAGACAAAAUCAUGAAGUACAUUGGAACUAGACGUUGCAAAGUGAACAAGCUUUAAUUGAUUGCUUGCCUCAUACUAUUUGGUCCUUGCUUGCCCAAUGCUACAAACGUUCAAAGUAUAUGAUAUCUAUCUUCACUUCUAUUAAAUUUUUAAUAUCAA